CGAAAGCGUGUGUGUUUUCCCUUUAUUUCGUGCGUCCAACCAAACCGCAGCCAUCGAGCGUCGAACUCGCGGGUUGUUGGCAUUUCUUCGCAGUGCUGUGUUUUCCCCCCUCGCGGUUGUGCAGUUGCAGUUUUUGGUGACAGCGGCGGCGGCGGCGGCAAGUGUGAAGUGAAAAACCCUAUCCCCCCUUCUCGCGAAACCUUUUCUUCCGCCGCCUAUUGCGCCAGAAGGGGAGACGUUCUAGCGAGCGGCAGUGAGCGGCAAUCGGCAAAUAGUGCAAACGACGAGCCCCCGCCCCACCCCAGUGCCCCAAUGGAAGCGCAGUGUAAUGAGAGCGCUAGAGGGAGAUAGCCCAAGUGCUGGGCGAGAGCGAGCAAGCGAGAGAGUGGGAAAGUGCGCGCGUACUAAAAGCUAAACCCUCUACACUCUCUUAGCCUGCUGCGCCGGCAGGAUGAAUGCACUCGAUCAGCAUUCGUAAACGGGGGAACAACAACACGCGGCCAUUCGUCCAGCGACCGUGCGUACACAAAGUGUCAAAGCCGAAUCACAGCUGCUGGGGUGAGAGUCGGCCAGUGUAUGUGUGUCUGUGUGUGCGAAUAGUGUGCAAUUUCGUGAGAUUAAAUUCGUAGUGGAUCCUUUUUCAGAAGGAUUAGAAGAGAUGAUCAGUUUAUAGCGAAAAAAAAUGCUCCCUAAAGUGUGUGCGUGCGUGUGUGGUUGCCAAAAGUACACAAAUGAUGAUGCGCAAGUAGGUGAAUGGCCAGUCGGGCGCAUUUGUUAGUGGUUCGGGAUUAAGCGUCCACAGCACAGAGGAGCGAAAAGUGUCCACAGUGUAAGUGACGGGUGUGCGCGCGUGUGUGUGUGCGCGAGUGCUUGAUAUCGUCUUAUCUUUAGCAACAAAAUUAAAAGUAGUGCUUGAGGGGUGGCACAGGUGUUGGCCAGCACAGCACAUUCGAGCACAUACUUCUGCCACCGCUUCUCCCAGCCUCCCGGCGGUGGUGGUGGUGGUCGGCCCCGCUGGUGCCCCGCUGCGAGCGAUGUGCGUCGAACGGUUCGGCUCGACGGUGCGCAAACACACUCACGCGGGCCUGCCGGUGGUGGUGGUGGUGAGCUGAUAAAGAUGAACGUUGGACAGCACACCGGGCCGGGGCCGCCAUUGAGCCGCAAUGGCUGCUCGGACCGUUCCGUCACCGGGCCGUCCUGCCGGGCGCUCCGGACCGCCGUCUCGGCGCUCUACUGUCUGGACGAUUUUCACCGCGAGCACAUCGGGUCCGGCUUCUUCUCGGAGGUGUACAAGGUGACACAUCGGUCGACCGGUGACGUAAUGGUGCUGAAGAUGAAUCAACGGCGCGCUAACCGGCCCAACAUGUUGCGCGAGGUGCAGUUGUUGAACAAACUGUCGCAUCCGAACAUCCUGAGGUUCAUGGGCGUCUGCGUGCAGGAGGGACAACUACACGCCCUCACCGAGUACAUCGAGGACGGUUCGCUGGAGCAGCUGAUCGCGAACAAGGCACAGUAUCUUCCGGCCCUCUGGAAGAUAAGGAUCGCGCUAGGGAUUGCUCGAGGAAUGCAGUACGUGCACGAUGUCGGUAUCUUCCAUCGCGAUCUUACGAGCAAGAACGUGCUGGUGAAACGGUUACCGGAUGGAAUGUUCGAUGCGGUGGUCGGGGACUUUGGACUAGCGGCUAAUAUCCCCCGAAAGUGUGGCAAACCGCGCCUUGACACUGUUGGCUCACCGUACUGGAUGAGUCCGGAGUGUCUGAAAGGACAGUGGUACGAUCAAACCAGUGAUGUAUUCUCCUUUGGAAUAAUCUUGUGUGAAUUGAUAGCUCGGAUUGAGGCAGAUCCAGACAUCAUGCCCAGGACUGAUACGUUCGGUUUGGACUACAUUGCUUUUGCUGAUGUGUGCCCAAACGACACGCCACCGGCGUUUUUAAGACUGGCCUUCUAUUGUUGUACUUAUGAUCCAAAGAGUCGACCAACCUUUACGGAGUGUGUAAAAAAGUGUACGCUGCUGUCGGAUGUGUGCGAGGAUAGCUACAAUCAUCUACAGCAGCAACAGCAGGCACACUAUCGCAUGAACCUAGCGAACGGAAGUGCGAUCUCGAACGGUGUCGGCGUGAAUGGGCUGAACGGGUCUACCAGCAGCAGCUCGGAACCGGUGCCCGCCGUCAGCGAGAAUGUUUCCGCGGGCAGCAGCACAACGACCACCCCGUCCAGCAGUGGCGAGUAUUCGCAGAACCCGCUGCACCACCGGCGCUCCCUGUCCGAGAAUGUGAUCGUAUUUCCGCCACACACGACGCCGAGUGAUAAGGCGCGCUAUCAUAUGUACCAGCGGGGCAACUCGGUGGUUCGGCCGGCCGAACCGGCCAUACCGGAAUCGCCCACCUACUCCAACCAAACGCUACGCAAGGUGGCGGAAACGAUGCUGCUGAAGGACUCGCAGUACAAGCCGCGGGCCAAAACGGAACCGGGCAGCGGAACGAAAGCGAAUCCGUUCAGUGCACUGUCGCAGCUGAAGGGCGUCAAGAAGAUUCUCGGACCCAAGCCGGCCGUUACGACGUACAGCUCGGGCGAUUUGUUUAGCUCGUGCUUUGAAAUAUCGGCCCCAUACUUCCGGGCCUGGAACUCGGUGCAAAACCAGAUCGUGCGAAAUGCGCGUGAAGGUCGCAGCUGUGCCGGCGGAAUGGCAAACUCGGGCGGUUCCAGCUCCGGCAGUGGGCACGGCGAAGGACAACCGAAAAGUUUGCCCAAUUCUCCCACAUCGCCGCGCAAGGAGUACGGCGAGGAGGACGAGGAUCAAUCGGCCGGGGGCGCGCUAGCGAACGAGUACCGCAAAGUGUCGCUCGGAAAUGUUCGAAAGUAUCGGGCCAGCUUCACCGAACUCUCUAGUCAUCCACUGUACAAGAGUGGCCAAAUUGAGAAUGAAAUUGCGAGUGCAGGCGGAGCGACGAAUGCGGCCAAGACAUCCAGCACAGCCACCGGUACCAGCUCGGCAGCCUCGCCAAAUAGCGUCAAUUUAUCUACUGUAAAGAAAAUGUCCAACGGUAGCGUUAAGCCGAUAAUGCCUUCCAUCGUGUCGGAGGAUCCAGUCGAUGAGGAAUUGGAACUGAACGAAGAGGAAACAAAAGCAGGAGUCAAAAGUUCGAAAGUGCUCAACGGUGGCGAUAGCCAGCUGGGCCAUAUGUGUGGCAGUAACAAUGGAGACAGCGGGACGGAAGAGGGACAGGACGGCGCGAGCUGUGAUGGAGAAUCGACUCAGCUGGACGAUGAGGAGGAAGAGGAGGAGGGUGUGGAGGAUGGAGAGGUGGUAAUUGUUAGGCAGAAGACUGACGGGGAACCGAGAAACUUGGAGGAGAGAUUGCUUAAGUCUGCGUCUGGUACGACCGUGAUAAGCGAGCCGAGUACGACCGGCACGAGCGGGAAGGAUGCAUGUCCGGAGGGAGAUGUGGUACUUGAGACGCCUCGGAUUCUCACCCGACGGGGAUCGACCGAGAGUGGAUUCUUUUCCUGCCUCAACGAGGACUUUGGUACGUACAAAUCGUCACCUUGCUGCUGUUUGGAUCAGAUUACACACUUCGAAUCGACGGACCGGCUGUCGAUGUGCAGAUGCAUCUACGCGGGAGCGGCAACGUUGACCGGUGCAGGAGGACCAGGUACUGCGUCGAGUGGAACGCCUGCCGACGGAAUGACCGGACUGAUGUCCAACCAGACAUUGAACGACAGCUCAAGCAUACUAUUCUUCGACGAUAGCUCAACCACGGUCAGCUCCCUGCGCAGCAUGGACGAUCUAGAGCUGUCGGAUUCGAUACGAAAGCGCUUCAACCACCUGCACCAUCUCCACCCGGUGCAUCACCAGCUUCACAACCGGCACCACCACUUGCUGAGCAAUGUGGACAUCGAUGCCCGGUCGAUUGACAUGGGUCUGAUCAAUCGGUUGGCGCUUGAUUCCGAAAUAAGCAGCAUGAUUCAAAAGAACCAGUUCACCAACCAGCUGCUGUACUGCAAGAACCGUUCCUCGUCGAUUUUCACCGACAGCUCGGACGAUAUCAGCAGUCUGGCCGGUUCGGACUCGCUGCUGUGGGAUGAUCGCUCGUGCACGACCAUGCCAAACACUCGCUCUGCCCAGAUCGCCAAGAUCGUGGAGUAUUUCGAGCGCAAGGGCCAAACAUUCAAACCAUUCACUGUACCUGAUACGCUACAGCUGGGCGCAUCUGCCUCCGGGAGCCACUGUGGUGGCAGUGGAACAGGCAGCUCCGUGCAUCUGCAGCAUCAUCAUCACCAUCACCAUCAUCAUCUACAUCACCAUCGCCCUAGUGCGGCCUAUGCAGCGGGAACGAACGCAUCGUCCUGUGCUGGGAUGGGUGUCACGGCCACGGGCGGUGCCGCACCAACGGCUUCCACCAAUACAGCAACACCAAAUGGAGCGGUCAUGGACAGUGGGCGACGGCAUUCUUCCACUUCCGGGGCCGUAACUUCCGCGGCAGCCAAUGCAAAGCUAUCUCAGGCUGAACUAAAGCAACGCUUCGAGUACGAAGCGUUCUGUCUGGAACUGGAACGAAAGCAGCAAGCUUCCGUCACAGUCCCGAACGCUCCCCAAAUACGGUUAAACAACAUCUGCGAGGGUAACGUUCGCUCAAAACUGCAACUGUUCGAUAAGCAGAGACAGCAGAGCAAUGCUGCGGCGGCAACUGUGGCAGCCACAAACGGCACGGCACUGACUAGCAGCAGCAGCGGCAACAAUGUCAGCAUUAAAGAGGUGUGAAUGCUGUGUGACGAUUGCACGGUUCUGGCGUGUCGCUUCACGCUCGGUCUACACAAAGAUCCCCCCGGCUUGAUGGUAGCCACUAAUCCGUAGCAGAAGUAGCGCGUUCAGUACCAACGCAGGCAGUAACAUGAACGGGUUAACCAUAAUAGAUAAGUAGAAAAAUGAUAAUGAUGCGAGACGUCUUUAGAAUAUCGACUGGCAAUAGCGAUCCCUUCACACGGCUAUCACACAACCAGAAGACAGUAGGCUGAAAGUUGACAUACUAAAAGUGUACAGAAGACUAAAAAACAAGAAAAAAAAGUUAUAUUACCUACCCAUGUAACAUUUGUUCAAAUGGACGGUUAGAUGAAAAUAGAAGAAACCUCCCAACUUGUUAUAUGUUUCUCCGUCCUAGCCGUCAGCUACAUGAGGCAGCAACAAGUAACAAACCAGCAAAUUCAAUCCACUAAGCACGAGGUAAUCGAAAUGUAAGAAACAAAUGCGCCAAACAAUUGUAACGUAGAACCUGAUCGGAUGUGUCAAAGAAGUUGCAGCAGAGAAAGAAAGAGAGUGGCAAAAAAAUAAGAGCAGUAGUAAAAUAUAUACACAUUUCAAUUUUGCACGAGCCAAUCACCCCUUAGCGCAACAGAAGAGCAAUAGCCACAAUAGAUAAUUGGACGGGAGAAGUCAAUCGGACACUGUAGUCGUUAUUGUCGAAGGUGCAAAUACGAUCCCACAGUGUUGGCGCAAUGGGCGUCACAUCUUCUCCUAGAUCAAUACUUCCAUCCUUUAGCGACAUUUACAUUUACACUCAAAUGUUGAGGUAGUUAAACGGGGUUCUAGCAAUCAUCAGGAAAAACAUUUUUAUGAUGCAAAUCCAACCCAUCAUUGGUGUGAACACGCUAAAGCGCCUGGCGCUAUCACGGCAUCGUGCAACGAUCUAGCUCCAUUAAAAGAAACAAGUAAAGUUUGCCAAACAUACUGUUGGAAAAGGAAGAAGCAAAUGAGAUGAAGAUAUCCUGUUAAAAAAAAAAUAACACAGAAACACACAAUACCGAUAACGAAACAUAGGGCAAGUAUAAAGCGUGAUGCAUAAGCACCAUCAUAAAUAACAGUUGGGCCAAUCAAUUUGCGGCGGUUUUGUGUCUGGUUAGAAAGUCUGAAAAGGAAAAUGUAAAGUGGGGAAAGAGUGAAUCAAUUCGUAAACUUUUUGACGUCCAUUUUUUAAAAUAAUCAAUUAUAUUAGUAGUACACAGAAGAAAAAUGAGUUUAUGAGGAGGAUUAAAAAACACAAAUGUGAAUAUUAUGAAUCAGAAAUAACACACACACACACAUCCAUCGCAGCCUACAGUGAUCAAUGUUGUGAAGAAAACCUGUGAGGUGAGUUGGAAGGGAUUGUUUCUUUUUUUCUUCUUCUUUACACAUCUCCCGCGAGAGGACUGAACGAUAGUAUGUAGCAAAUCACAGCUGUGCAGAAGAAAUAAUGCCAAAAAUUGAGAUCUACACACAUUCACGCAUGCAACGCUAAAAAAGUGCCGCUUCUGUUUCUUUCCUGCGUUACAUUGCAAGGAAAGUUAGGAAUAUCAUUUUCGUUCUGUCAUUCGCAUUAUUAGCGGUUGGCGGCGUGUGCACCACGAGGCCUUCCUUAUCCGCACUCUUGCAUUGGUAUUUCUUUGAGUUUGUUUCCGACAACCACCAGAUUUAAAUAGUGUAGUUACAGUGGUUGGUUACACACUCUCGCCUACACACAGUACGAACGGUACAGACACAGGUUUACAAUCAGAAGGCAUAGUUUAUCAUAUCGUUUGCCACUAAUUUGCUUGCCUACCUCCAGCAUCCGUUUGCUGCCAGUUUCUUUUCCCUUUCCUUGCGAGCGCCACUUCUUCUAUUUUAUGUGGCGAGGCACUAGUAUUCUCGUUCCCUUCAUAUCUGUUUACACCUUUUAUCUACUAGUAAAUAUGGGCAUGUUUGCAAUAUACUGAUCUAGCUACGCAUAAAAAAAAGAUAGAAAUUAGUUUAGUAAGUUCUUACGUUAGUGUCAAUUAAUUGCAGGAAUUAUUGGUAGUGUAUAAAUAGUGUGUAGCGGCGAUUAGUUUGUUUUAAGGGUCAUCGUUCCCACUGCACAGUGCUCGGCCACUUGCUAUAAGUUGUAAGUCGGGCUACGUCUCCAGCUAGUUUAGGGACGGGAACGGCGGAGGGUUUAAGACUCCGUUCCGGUGUGAGAUUAUUUAUUACUAUUCUUCUGUCGCUCUAGUAUACCUUUAUGCCACUCUAAGUGAUUACACUGCAGCGUUACUUUUAAGUGCAAGUGCGUUAGUUGGUUUGUGUUUUGUUUUUAGCAACAGGUAGCCACAGGUAGAAUCCUAUCUUAUGGCUAUACUCGUUAGAGACCCGUUGGUUAGCCAAUGCUCUAGCUUUGUGUGCUGUAAAUAGUUCAAUUUAGCGUGGAGCUGUAGGUACUAAUUUUAAAUCACAUUCACAACAAACAUACAAACCACAACCCAGCAAGCUAACAUACAAUCAUCAGGAAGAUAAGCAAGUAUUACCUAACUUUACAUUAAUUUUCGCCAGUCAGCCAAUUUUCCUAUCGUUGUUCUGUAGUUUAGAACGAACAGACAGUUGAACUGCGUUUCUUUCCCUGCUCCAUUUACUGUUACACUUUGGUACAUUUUAAAUCCGUUGCUCACCUAGUGAACGCUUGAGUUUGUGUUGGGUCUGGGAGAGAACUCCUGCUCGUCUGCCGGUAGUAUUUGAUCCAUCCAAGCGCGAAACUAAACGCAACCAUACAUAAUUAAAUAUUCGUACUAUACAUUGCCGGUGUCACACCGUAGUACAACCCACACACACGCUGUUCGUUUAUAGAAAGAGCAAACUGUUAUUUGAUGUUCUUUAGGGUAUUCUCUUACCAGACAGGUUUAACUAUAGAAUAUGUAAAAACAACAUUCAAAAAAGCUAAUAAUACCGUUUUCUUCUUCAACCACCUGAAAGGGGGUAAUGUAUGCAGGGCAGAGUAUGUUUAAAAAAUAUCAUAAAAGCAAAUGAAAUUUGGUUCGAAAACCUUAAAAACACGAGCGGAAAAAGAUAUCAAUUUUCACAUUAUUACACACGACUGUUUGCAAUCUAUAUUGCAGGUGCAAAGUGCCGCGCCACUGUGUACUCGGUCCCCCUCAUGCCAACUGUAUGGCUUGUAUAUAGGUAUAUACAAAUGAUAAAGUUAAUAUAUAUAUUUGAUUGUAAUUAUUAUUGUACCAAUGAAUCAAUUGUGCGCAACAAAGUUAAAAACAGCCAAUUACAACAAAAUUGUGAGGCCGUGUUUUGCUAAAUUGUUUGCAGCAGAACCGUUUGCAGACACGAACUACAGAUUCAAAUUAAUGAAACAAUCGGAAAAGUCCAUAGGUCCAUAGAGAAUAUUUUUAAUUUUCGAGCAGCAGGCAGGUGUAAGGAAAUUCAAUCCACAAAUUAGGUCAAAAAGAUGUCUAGUUACAGAGAGGAAGCGAUCGUAAGUUACAAACUGUGUCAAAACUGGGGAAACUGAACGAAAUGUUAAUAAACAUUAGUGAAAUACA
Molecule: messenger RNA, 8310 nt
Organism: Anopheles merus
Lineage: Eukaryota; Metazoa; Arthropoda; Insecta; Diptera; Culicidae
Gene: cdi
Exons: 8
Coding region: 1118-4762 (1214 amino acids)
Biological process (GO): actin cytoskeleton organization; protein phosphorylation
Cellular component (GO): cytoplasm; nucleus
Molecular function (GO): protein serine/threonine kinase activity; ATP binding
Source: RefSeq, a predicted model, not a curated record